UUUGCCUCAUCAUGAGCACUGCACAAGGAGCGGAUGAGGGACAGUCUAGUCCGAUCCCAGAUGUUGCUAAUAAUACCGGAGUUGUAAACCCCGCAGUGCCUGCAUCGGAAGAAGUUAGCGAAACUAAAGCCCAGGAGAAAAUUGACGAGACGGAAGUUAAACCUAUAACAGAGACGAAAUAUGGGAGAGAAAAGAAAAAAAAAAAUCUGACAG
Molecule: messenger RNA, 213 nt
Organism: Racocetra persica
Lineage: Eukaryota; Fungi; Glomeromycota; Glomeromycetes; Diversisporales; Gigasporaceae
Source: the annotation of a GenBank genome assembly